AUGAAGCUCGUCGCUCUCUCUACUCUUCUUCUGUUGACAUCCUUGUUCGCAGUAUCCCUUUCACACUGGAACCCACCCAUUCUAUCAAGAAGGCGACUCCUCCCACGAGACUACAGGAGCCCAAAGAACCUCGAUAGAGAGCGGAAUAAUAUCGAUAGACUCAACUGGAGCCCUCCUGAAGAUCCCGACGCUAUCCCGCACUUUGUUAUGCCUCCGUCUAAACAGGAUGUUGGGGGUGGUGUCCGCGUAUCAGAUAUCCUAGGGAAGACUCGAGAAGUCAACGUGUUCGCUUCCAUGACGCGAGAUGAUGAGAACGUCUCCAACCGUUUGGAGAAUGAUAGCAAGGAUACCAUAGUCCUGGCCCCUAAUAAUGUUGCUAUCCAGGGUCUCUCUCAUAAGCCGUGGGAAAACCCUAGUGAAUAUGCAACCUUUGGGGUACAAGAGGCGUAUGAGGGCGAGUCAGGGAAGAAACGAGCAAACAAAAAUUUGGAGAAAUUUGUUGCGGCACAUUUGAUACCCCAAGGAUCGUGGGAAGCUGGGAAAGAAGUUCAAACUCUGGGAGGAGGGAAGAUAUUCUGGGAAGAGAAGGACGGGAAGAAAUAUGUCUCCAACGGUGAAGUUUGGGUUAUCAACGGAGUUAUCAACUACCUGUAA
This is a messenger RNA of Microsporum canis CBS 113480, 654 nucleotides long. Its product is annotated as FAS1 domain-containing protein. The record is from RefSeq and is a predicted model, not a curated record. The transcript has 2 exons. Lineage: Eukaryota; Fungi; Ascomycota; Eurotiomycetes; Onygenales; Arthrodermataceae. Bases 1 to 654 code for a protein of 217 amino acids.